Messenger RNA from Galleria mellonella (greater wax moth), 3407 nucleotides. RefSeq names its product glutamate receptor ionotropic, delta-2. The record is from RefSeq and is a predicted model, not a curated record. NCBI's taxonomy places the organism in Eukaryota, Metazoa, Arthropoda, Insecta, Lepidoptera, Pyralidae. Gene Ontology annotation, molecular function: glutamate-gated receptor activity. Bases 726 to 2525 code for a protein of 599 amino acids. Gene Ontology annotation, cellular component: membrane. The transcript has 9 exons.
UAAUAUUAUGUAUGUAAGUAUUAAUUUAUAUCGAUACUCAAGUAUCAAGAUUACAACGGAAAGUAGAAAUUGUGGUGGCGCUAACCGCGUGUUUCUUGUCGUGCAACAAUAACAAAAUAUCCAUUAACUGUAGUGUUUUCUGUUCUUCUAACGUACCGGCGAAAGCAUGGAUAAAAAGUAAACAUUUAUAAAUGUUAACUUCGAUAUGACACAAAUCUAUGGUUAAAUAUAUACACGAAAGACAAAAUUUAAAAUCGAUCUAAAGAAAGUCUGGGUGAAAUAAGUGUAUUGAUUUCACAACAGUCAAUAAUGCCUGCAAUUAUCAAUCAUAAAAUAUCUUUGAAAUACUUCAUGUAUAAACCGAUUAUCCUUCAAUUGACGAGCAACUUUUUGAAUACGUAAUGUUAGUGUAAUUUAUCAGUUAACAUAAUAUUUAAAUGAUCUUUAUGCAUUUACGAGUAUCAAACAUGAAAUAUCAUAAAAUUACCUUAGUAAACAUUUUUAUAAAAUUACAUGUCUUUUCAAAAUUUGUUUAUUCGGUAUUAGGAAUUAUUAUAAUUACACCAAAGUUGUUUACACAUGAGUGUAUGAAGAACAAGUCGUGACUGAGGGAUUAUUUUAUAAGUUAAUACUGACCGAUUAGCUGUCUUCACGUAUAAUACAUAUUUAUCACAAAGUUUGAAAGUUUACUUAUACCGUUUUUUUUUGCAUCUGCUGAUAAAAACAUGAUAUUACAUGCGGAAAUAUUUUUAUUUCCAAUCGAAAUUUUGUUGCAAACAAUUAUUAAUGAAUAUCUGAAUAAAUCGUAUUGUUUAACUUUGGUCACUGAAACACCUUUUGAUAUUGUUAUUCCUAUAAGUUUUACUUACAUUAUUCCGUAUGAAACUGGAAAUCUGACGAAUCAAAUUCUGGAGGUAUCAGAAAUGGGCUGUUCAGAUUAUAUAGUAAAGAUGCGAGAACCAAAAAAAUUCAUGGUGUCAUUUGAUGAAGUAAAUCAUUUAGGAAACACAAGAAGGAGUGAUAGAAAAGUAAUAUUUUUGCCUUACGAUGAAAAUCAAAUUGGUUUACAAAAUCUAUUAGAUAUUUUAAAAAUGAAACCAACAAAAUUCCUUGCGAAUUUACUAUUGGUUCUUCCUAUUUCAAGGAACAUAUCAGGUUGUAUAUUAUAUGAUUUGGUAUCACAUAGAUUCGUCGGGCCUGAUGAAAAAUCUGCCCAACCAUUAUAUAUAGAUCGCUGGAACUCUUGCACAAGGAAAUUUGAAAAUAACUCUAAUUUGUUUCCUCAUGAUAUGACUAAUUUAUAUGGUAAAACAUUAAAAGUGGCUGGUUUUACCUAUAAACCCUACGUUCUAUUAGAUUUAGACCCUACGGUGGAACCACGAGGCCGUGAUGGUACGGAAACCAGGAUUAUAGAAGAAUUUUGCAGAUGGCUUAACUGCACAAUUGAAUUGGUAAGAGAUGAUGAGCACCAGUGGGGAGAAAUAUACGAAAAUAAUACUGGAGUUGGUGUGAUUGGAAGUCUUAUCGAAGACCGCGCAGAUGUUGGAAUUACUGCCAUGUAUUCAUGGUAUGACGAAUACGUUGUAUUAGAUUUUUCCACUCCAUACAUUAGAACGGCAGUAACUUGUGUUGCGCCUUCCCCCAGGAUUCUAGCCAGUUGGGAAAUGCCGCUAUUGCCCUUCACUUUAUACAUGUGGCUGGCGCUUUUGUUUACUUUAAUCUACGCAUCUAUUGCUCUAACAAUUGCACAGGGAUGUUCUUCAGACAGAGUCUUAUUAACUACAUUUGGGAUGAUGAUAACACAGACUCAGUACUCUGCUGGUUCAACAUGGCGUAUUCGAAGCAUCACUGGUUGGCUCUUGAUAUCUGGUUUGGUGUUAGACAAUGCAUAUGGCGGUGGACUCGCUUCGGUAUUCACAGUACCCAAGUACGAGCCGUCUGUUGACACUGUACAAGAUUUAGUGGACAGACAGUUGGAAUGGGGUGCGACGCAUGAUGCUUGGAUAUUUUCAAUUUCACAUUCUCAAGAGCCUUUGGUAAAACAGUUGAUUAGUUUAUUCAGAGUGAAACCAGCUGCAGAACUACGACAAAAAAGUCUUACUAGAAAUAUUGCCCUUUCUAUUGAACGAUUGCCUGCAGGUUACUUUGCAGUUGGUGAUUAUAUAACAAAAGAAGCCAUGUUAGAUUUGACAGUAAUGCAGGAAGAUUUCUACUAUGAACAGUGUGUGGCUAUGUUGAGGAAGAGCUCUCCAUAUACGAAGAAAUUAAAUCAAUUAGUGGGACGACUACAUGAAUCAGGUCUUAUGAUAGCUUGGGAGACACAGGUGUCCUUAAAAUAUUUAAACUUCGAAGUGCAACUAGAAGUACGACUGUCACGUUCUAAAAGAGAUAUAGAAAUUGUGGAGCAACUGAGUUUACGUCAUGUAGUGGGAGUCUUCAUCAUAUAUGUGACGGGAGUAAUUCUCUCUAUUCUAAUUUGUAUAAUGGAAAUAUUAGUUAAAAGGAAACAAACUAUACAAGAAUAAAAUGUGAAGAUAAAGGGCGCUAAUACCGCAGACACAUUAUAAUACAUAGUUCCGCAAGUUUACUGUGGCGAAUGAAAGCAUAAGUGCAUGUCAGAUAAUGAUAGUGGAUGUAAGAUUGGAUCAUGUAGUUAAUCAAUAUUUUUUUCAUUAUUUAAUGAGAGAUAUAUAAAGCAUACGACAAGUAAUAGAUACGUAUUCAUUAUAUAAAGUAUGCAAAAAAACGGAGAACAAAGACAAAAAAUAUCUAUUGUUACUGCUACCUAGGUUUUAUUUUUAAAACAAUGUAGUAAUAACGUAAUCGAUUAAAGCUCGCCUUGUUAUACAUUGUGGGAGUGCUAAUACCAAAAUUGUUGUCAGGAAGUGAUUUACGACCGUGGCAAAAGUACCAUGAAAGCAGGAUUAAUGCAAUUUAUUUCCUUAAAAGAUAAAGUAAGGAACAGUAUGAUUGUUAAAUAUUGAUAUCUAGAACGCACCUCAUAUAUUGUGUCAUACGAUGGUGGCGCUAAUGUAGAUUUUGUAUUUCCUGUCUUUAUCUUGCUCUAAUGUGUAUUGUACAAGCAGCUACAAUUAAACGUUUCUUCUAAUUAAUUUUUAUUUUCAUUAGUAUACUGAAAUCUACUGUCAAUCCGCAAAAACUUAACAGUGAUUAUAGAGCAAUAGAUUAUUUUCUAUUUACGCAAAAAUAGAAUGUCUUUUGUAAUAUGUAUUGGUAAAAUUUUAUGCUACAAAAACCGGUUUUAGUCGUAAGUAAUUUUUAAUGUAACACACAGAUUAGAAAGACUACACUACUACCUAGACUGGUAGCCUUGCGUAGACUAGUUAUUUAUUAUUAUAAGUAAUUAUAUUUAUUAUUAUAUAAUAAAUAAAAUUUUAAGAAUGUUA